Bipolaris oryzae ATCC 44560 is the source of this 393-nucleotide messenger RNA. RefSeq lists its product as uncharacterized. The transcript has 4 exons. Bases 1 to 393 code for a protein of 130 amino acids. NCBI's taxonomy places the organism in Eukaryota, Fungi, Ascomycota, Dothideomycetes, Pleosporales, Pleosporaceae. The record is from RefSeq and is a predicted model, not a curated record.
AUGGCCAUGGAACUUACGGACUCGGAGAAAGGGCUAGAGGAUAGAUCUGGUGCUCAUUCACAGCACUCAACAGCCGACUUUGCCGAGGGCGGGCUUGUGCUUGUGAGCGAGGGACCAGCUCUAACAAGGACCUUUACUCUAUUAAGCGCCUGUGCGAUUGGCAUUACUACCGGUAACUCGUGGGCUGUUAUGGGCGCAGGUAUUAGAGGACAGAUUACGUCGCUUCGCAGCGGUGAAGCGGCUGGGGCGAUAUAUGAGUAUGUAGUCGUCUCUAUCUUCUAUGGCUUCACUCUGGCGUCAAUCGCAGAACUCGCAUCGUCAAUCCCAUCAUCAGGAGUCUACCAUUGGACGUUGGUGACGGCGGGCACCAAGUACGGCAAAACUUGUGGUUGA